CAUCACUUCCUCCGCGUCCUGCCGUUUCUCAAGCGCUGUGUUGGCUGAGCUUCAAUGCAGUCAGACCAUGAUUCCCAUUCGAGAGAGAGAGAGAGCAUGAAGACCCUGGCAUUGAUCAGAGGACCCAGAUUCUCGUGUGCGGGAUUAAAUGCGUGAUUUCCACCCCUUGCGAGGACGUUUUUUCCAUCCUUUUGAGAAGCGCUGAAUAUUCGCUGUGUUUUCUGGAGGUUUUGCUUGUUGGCGUCAGUUUCCGCAUAUUUAAUUCCUUCGGACGGUUUUUAUCCCUGUUCUCACGGAUUUAAGGGUUUUCCACCUUUUUCAUGCCGAUCUGAAGGCGACUCGUUCUGACUGGAAUUAAAUCAGGAUUGAGUUGUGUUUCUGAGACAUGGCCGGCUCCGUCUCCGUCGACUCGAGGGCUGAAGCAGCCCAACACCAGCAGCAGAAGGAGCUGGUCUGAGGACGAACAGAUCUGCAGUCACACAUUUGUGAGGAUUACUCCUCUGACAUGCUUCGUGUGAGAAUGAUCCUUCGGGUCAUCUCUGUGGUUUGGGGAUUGUCGCUCGUCGUUUGUCAGCAAGCACAGUUCACCACCGUCAGCACAAACUACGGGAAGCUGCGUGGCUUGCGUGUGGCUCUGGCCAGUGAGAUCCUGGGCCCCGUGGAGCAGUAUCUGGGCGUCCCGUAUGCGAUGGCCCCGACUGGAGAGCGGCGGUUUCAGGCCCCGGAGCCGCCGGCGUCGUGGCCCGGCAUCAGGAACGCCACACAGUUCGCUCCGGUGUGUCCGCAGUAUCUGGAGGACCGGCUGCUGCUCACAGACAUGUUACCGGUGUGGUUUACCGCAAACCUGGACACGGUCGCGACGUACGUACACGAGCAGAGCGAAGACUGUCUGUUCCUCAACAUCUACGUGCCCACGGAGGAAGAAGCACAUGAAGACACGGGCUUGAAGCCGGUCAUGGUUUACAUUCACGGCGGCUCAUACGUGGAGGGAACGGGGAACAUGAUGGACGGCAGCGUCCUGGCCAGCUACGGUCACGUGAUCGUCGUGACCGUAAACUACCGGCUCGGGGUGCUGGGUUUCCUCAGCACUGGUGAUCAAGCAGCCAAAGGGAACUACGGUCUGCUGGAUCAGAUCCAGGCUCUGCGCUGGGUGAAGGAGAACAUUCAGGCUUUCAAUGGCGAUCCGGAGCGAGUGACCAUCUUCGGCUCUGGAGCAGGAGCCUCCUGCGUCAGUCUGCUGACCCUCUCACACUACUCUGAAGAUCUGUUUCAGAAAGCUAUCAUCCAGAGUGGGACGGCUCUCUCCAGCUGGGCCGUCAACUACCAGCCGGCCAAGUACACACGCAUGCUGGCCGAGAAGGUGGGCUGCAACGAAGACGACACUGUCGAGCUGAUCGAGUGCCUCCAAAACAAAAACUACAAGGAGCUGAUUGAGCAGAACAUCACCCCCUCUAAAUACCAUAUCGCCUUCGGACCCGUGAUCGAUGGAGAUGUCAUUCCGGAUGACCCACAGAUCCUCAUGGAACAGGGAGAGUUCCUCAACUAUGAUAUAAUGCUAGGAGUAAACCAGGGUGAAGGCUACAAGUUCGUAGACGGGAUCUUAGACAGCGAGGAUAGAAUAACAAGCAAUGACUUUGAGUUUGCCAUAUCAGAAUUUGUCGACCAUUUGUACGGCUAUCCAGAAGGAAAGGACACCCUGCGGGAAACCAUAAAGUUCAUGUACACAGACUGGGCCGAUAGGGAAAACCCAGAAAUGCGACGAAAAACACUGGUUGCACUUUUCACAGAUCACCAGUGGGUGGCGCCGGCCAUUGCGACGGCAGACCUGCAUGCGCAGUACGGAUCGCCAACAUACUUUUACGCCUUUUAUCACCACUGCCAGAGUGACAUGAAGCCUGCCUGGGCUGAUUCGGCGCACGGAGACGAACUUCCAUACGUUUUCGGCAUCCCCAUGAUCGGCCCCACGGAUCUCUUCAACUGCAACUUCUCCAAGAAUGACAUCAUGUUGAGUGCCGUGGUCAUGACAUACUGGACGAACUUCGCCAAAACUGGAGACCCGAAUCAACCGGUUCCUCAAGACACAAAGUUCAUCCACACUAAACCAAACCGCUUUGAGGAGGUGGCCUGGUCCAAAUACAACCCUAAAGACCAGCUGUACCUGCACAUCGGCCUGAAGCCUCGCGUCCGGGACCACUACAGAGCCACCAAGAUCGCCUUCUGGCUGGAGUUAGUACCACAUUUACACAGCAUCAACGAACUCUUCCAGUACGUUUCAUCAACGACCAAAAUACCACCACAGGACACGACACCAUUCUCCUACACCAAACGCCUGUCCAACAAACUCUUGCCAUCGACCACCCGCCAUCCGCCCGCUCCUCCGGCCAACACCAAACAGAUGUCGGAUCAGCAGAAGACAUCUGAGCAUAGCGAUGGAACGGUUAUCAUUGAAGUGCGAGAUUAUUCAACCGAGCUGAGCGUGACGAUCGCAGUCGGUGCGUCUCUGCUCUUCUUAAAUAUCCUUGCGUUCGCAGCACUCUACUACAAGAAAGACAAACACCGGUUAGAGUUGAGUCGCAGGCACAGUCCACCAAGAAAUCUCACAAACGAUAUUCCCCGUGUGCCAAGCGAGGAGUUUAUGCCUCUUCAGAUGAAGCAGCUCAGCCAUGAUCACGAUUGUGAUUCCCUGCAAGGCCACGAUAUGAUUCAGCUGACCUGUCCUCCGGAUUACACGCUAGCAUUGCGCCGUUCACCUGACGACAUGCCACUGAUGACACCAAACACCAUCACUAUGAUUCCUCGCUCUUUUGCUGACUUGCCGCCAUCGUAUCACAACCCUUUCAAUGCAUUCGGGAACAGCACUCCGAGCAGCAUGGGCCUCCCACAUGGACACUCUACAACACGAGUAUAACUCGCCACAAGUUGACGGACGAUUUAGAUGUGCACACAGGUGCUCAAACACAAAAAACUGAGUGUAGGGCUACAUUAUCCAUCUAAAUUAAAUUGCAAGGGCGAUUAAUUGCGAUUAGACUGAAGUUGUGAUUGUCAUGUGUAUCUUUCAGGGAAGCACGGUUCUGCUAUCAGCAGUAAAUCUCCAUCCGAAGGCCAGAGAACCUCCAAAUGUGCCCCGUAGAAAAACCUAAAGCAGUUGCUGAAUAAACAGAAGAUAUAUCUGCUUUCAAUAAUUCAGUGUGACUAAUACACUCAACUGACGUUACGAAGUGAGUUUGGAGUAAAAACAUUAUUAAAUGUGGCAUUUUCAGUGCUUUUAGAUAGAACAGCAUUUACUAUACAGAGUAUAGUUCACUUACAAGCUACGCGAACAGUUUUCAUAAUAUUAGAAUGAUUUCAUAAUCACGUGAUUAAAUUGUGAUUAUAAACGCGAUAUUGCCUAAUUUGUCAGUGAACUAUGGCUUUAUGUAGUAAAUGCUGCACAGAGCAUUUACAUUCAUCUAAAAGCAUGUGAUGAUGAUUUGCUACUAAUCACAGAACCGGCUUUACUGACAAGAUGUGCAUGACAAUCACAUUUGAUUAAUCGUACAGCCCUAACUGAGGGUGUUAUUUUGUUAAAGACUCUUUUAUAAAUAAAUUCCGUUUCACUUAUUAACCUGUUUAAUUUGAUCAGUGAAUGUAAUCAUUUCGCAUUCAUGGUACAGCUACUGGAGCUUUCAAAAAACAUGAUUGCCUAAAUGAAUUAUUAUUUGCAUCCUGAUUUCCUGGUUAAUGUGAGAGACCAUAAAUCGCUAAACACUUGCAUUGCAGCACAAAUACCUGGUAAACAGUUUUGCUGUAGCUAUAUAUCCAUAAUUAUGUUGGGUGUAGAAAGCCUGGUCAUUUAGAUCGAAAUGGUUUUAAUAGUUUGAAGUUUAACGAUUUUAAGACUGAAGUUUAAAAACGUGGAAUUUGAUGGUUUUAAGGCCAUGCUGUCAUAGAUAGAUAGAUAGAUAGAUAGAUAGAUAGAUAAUUUCUAUGCAGUUGUUAGGGUUUUCCUAGGAUGUUUUAGGUUGCUGUGAGUUGCAACGCAGUCAAAAUUAACAUCACUAAUUGAAACUUAUACUGCCAUUUUCGACUAUUUUUUGUUGCUAGGCUAUUCUAGGUGGAUCCUAGAGUGUUGCUAUGUAGUUGCAAGGAUGUUCCUAGGCAGUCGAAAGUAACAUUCACAUUUAUGCAUUUAGCAGACGCUUUUAUCCAAAACGACUUGCAGUGCAUUCAGGCUUUUAUUAUGUUUUUUAACCAGUAUGUGUGUUCCCUGGGAAUUGAACCCACAACCUUUUUCACUGCUAUCACAAUUAUCCACCGCUGAGCCACAGGAACAGUUAUGUAAAAUUUUCUUGGCCAUUUUUACUAUUAUUAUUUUCUGUUAGGGGCUUGCUAGAGUGCUGCUGUGUAAUUGCUACUGAUUUGUUUGGCAGUUGCUAGAAUAUUCUAGGUUGUUGCUAUGCUUUUUUGUCUGCUAGGAAAUUGUUUAGAUUUUUUCGGUGGUGAAUAGAGUGCUAUGCAGUUGCUAGCAUGUUCUAUGCUACAAUGUAGUAGCUAGGGCAUUGCUACGGUUUUGCAUGCCAUUUUCUAGGAUGUUCUAAGUUGUUGCUAUGUAAAUGCUAUAGCGUUGCUAGGGUUUGCUAGGCAGUGGCAAGUCGGUCUAUCUAUCUAUCUAUCUAUCUAUCUAUCUAUCUAUCUAUCUAUCUAUCUAUCUAUCUAUCUAUCAUCUAUCUAUCUAUCUAUCUAUCUAUCUAUCUAUCUAUCUAUCUAUCUAUCUAUCUAUCUAUCUAUCUAUCUAUCUCAUGUACAGCAGUGAUUAACGGCAGUUCAUUGUGUCUGUUUCGCAGCCAUAACCAGCAGUAGCACUGAUCACUGUUGCUGAUUUAAGAGGGUUUCUGAAAACAUUUCAUCUCUGUGCAAAAUCAAACUUUAAUUAACCAUAUUCCCGGUGUCUUUCUUAGUGUAAAUAAAAACAUUUUUGAAUACUUUGUAAUCUCAAGAUUUCUUGAAAAAAAAAAAAAAAACUUGUGCCACAGAAGCAUCACAAUUUCUUAGGUUUUAAACCCAGUGUGAAACUCUUGUGCCAUCUGAGAGGAUCUUAAAGGUGCUGGAAGAUACUUCAGCCGUUCUGUGCAUUUCUUCGAAUCUCUAAACCCUGCCCUGCAAAGAUAUGGUUGAUAGAGAGUGUUUCUGAUUAGACAAACUCUUUUUUAAUGUUUUUUUGCAGUCUAGUUCUGUGAUUUCCCAUAGCACAUGUUUCACUGAUAUCUAUCAGGUUGUAGUGAGAUUUUAUACAGUAUGUAUUCUUCUGUUAAACUAUUGCUUGCAGCACCUUUAAGAGCAAUGUGGUAUCAGUGUGGCAACGGCCUUUAUCUGACAGUAAACUUACUCUCAGCCUGAAUAGCUUCAUUUUAGUGUAUAUAGCAUAUAUAAUAAAUUAUUUAAAAAAAUCAUCUACAGCUUGUAUUAUGAAACUUUUUUUUUUUUCAUUUGAUCGUAUACUGUUCUGAAUGUACUUUUGCCAUCUUCAACCCAUAGACAAUAAAAGAAAUGGACACAGCGACCCCAUUGGAACUCAAUUGAGACAAGUAAAGCCCAUUUUUAGCAUUUUUUAGCACUUCCGUUUCUGACGCGCAGACUCAAACGAAGCUUGACGACGUCAGCAACCUGUCUGACAGAUGUAAAUCUUCUAGUAGCUGUGCGUGCAAACUGCCAUCGUUAAUCUUGCAGAGACGGCGAGCUUGAGCGGGGAGUUCUUUGGCGUGAGUGAGCAGGAGUAAGUAUUCUGAUUAAUUAUUUUGUAUAGUAUUUUAAAAUGUAACGCAAGUACGCCAUAUUAAGUUAAUUCCCUGCUAGCUUCUCCAUUACCUAGAAGGUAAUGGAGCCCUUUAUACAUUGUCGUUUAUCUUUAGAAAUAAAUAAUGGACAAACGGAGUCUUUAAAUGCCUCAGAUGUAAAGUUAUUCGCUGUCAAAGUGACGCCAAAAUGAAUGGGAGUCAAUAGGAAUGCUAAUGCAAGUGAAGUUCUGCUAAAAGAUGGCGGCACCCGGCCAACUUCAACUUCCGGUCGAGUUCCUUGCCGCCUGCUUCAACCCUCCAUGUUUGACCAUUAAUAAUAAUAUUUAUGUGACAGUGGAUUAUCUAGUUCUCAUUUCAGUCAGUCAUUGUGUGACAUGAAACAAAUUUGAUAAAACCUUAAAUAUUAAAUCCAUAUGUAUUUUUCUUCUGCUUUAAAUCUUAUUAAACUAGCAAAAGUAACGGUUUUCUGAACACACUCUCCCAUUGGUCAGUCAAAUAGAUAGCCCCGCCUCCAAAAUCAUAUAAUUGGCUGAGUCAGAAGUUGACAUGGCAGGCCACCUAUAAAUUAAAUGCAUUGGUAUAAUAUGGCUUUGUUGGUUUCCAGAAAUAUGAGAUGAGCUGAAAGUUUAACUUCCUGUGAUUGCAAUCUGUAAACAGGAAGUUUGCAUACUAUUUCUUAUUUCUUUAUAAUAAUGUUUCUGUAACUAUAGCUCAGUUCCUGUAAGUACGGUCCAUUUGCUAAAUGAUUUAUAAAUCCUGAUAAAUAUAUUUGAAUAUAUAUUUUUUUCCAUUGAUUAUUUUUCUCUGUUUAUUUUUAAGCAUUAAAUGAUGUACUCAGACAUUAUUUGUUACUUUUCCUGUAACAGAAGCCUCACAGUGGAUCCCCAGCACUGUAAUAAUUAAUUAUGAUUUUUUUCUCACUAUAUAUUAAUCAGUCGUCUGCCUAACAGGGUACUGAAGGACAUGUACAUGUUUCAGUCUCGCUCUGAAUCAUGUUGCUUCUUUAAAACUUUCCUCAUACUUUAUGCUGUAUGAAUAUCAUUUGGUUUUGCCUCAUUGAAAGGCUUGUUGAUGGAUACUGUAUAUGUAAGAGAUUUUUUGCUGCUUUUUCUAAAAUCAAAUAAACUUAGAUUUUACUCA
Molecule: messenger RNA, 6914 nt
Organism: Carassius gibelio (silver crucian carp)
Lineage: Eukaryota; Metazoa; Chordata; Actinopteri; Cypriniformes; Cyprinidae
Gene: nlgn4xb
Product: neuroligin 4 X-linked b
Exons: 6
Coding region: 506-2908 (800 amino acids)
Biological process (GO): chemical synaptic transmission; presynaptic membrane assembly; modulation of chemical synaptic transmission
Cellular component (GO): postsynaptic specialization membrane; cell surface; synapse
Molecular function (GO): signaling receptor activity; neurexin family protein binding
Source: RefSeq, a predicted model, not a curated record